AUGUCUACCCCGAGAGCGCGUGACCGCCGGUCACUGCGCAAUUCGGAUCUCCAACGCCUUCCAAGUCAUACGCGCUACCCACUUACGCCGAGUAGACUCGUCACCACCACGACCCCAUCUGGCCAACGUUCAGCUUCGAGGUUCACGCCCCGGGCGAGAGCAUCAGCCGCCCCGUCAACGCCAUAUGGGCUUCGCGCUCGACAGCAGCGAGCUGCAAAUACCCCAGGUCGCGAUCGCCGCCGAAGCGGUCGCAUACAGCGGGAGACUACAUUUGACAUACUCAGAAACCUUGGGAAAGCACUGGCUCCCGUCUCAAGACCUAUACAAUCCUCACCCCAGGAUGCGCCGCAGCCCGCGGAGAAUGAUCCUAUAGACGAAUUCGAGGAGUUAGACAACGAGCCGGAAAACACGCCACCGCGACUUUCUCUGCCGAUCCAGGGGUCGGAGGAAGGAAGUGAUGACCCGACUCCGCCGCCGCGAAUGUCGGCUGCCUUUGACGAUGAUAUCACCUACCGAUCCGUCGAAUACCCGAUGAGAGAGACGAGUAUAAAAGACCAGCAACGAUUAUCAAUGUACAGUCAAGCUGGGAGAUUGAGUGAGAAUUUCCGAGGUCAUUUAGACAGCGAUUCUGAUGCGGGCGAACAAACGGGACUUUUCGGCGGCGAUGAGGCAGCUGACAAUACGAUAUUCAGUGGAGGCGACUUCGAUCAAGGUGGAGAAACGGAGAACCUGGACCGCUUUGUUUUCGAUAUUCCAUCUCCAGAUGCGGGUGCAUUUGAAGAUCCCAUGGAUGAACAAGUCGGCGAAGCUGAGGGAUUCGAGUUGACCACAGGCGACAUACAGCCACUUCCUGGAACACCACCAUCAGACAAUGACGAUGAUGUUGCUGGCGGAUUUGGAUUUGGCCUCGACUUAGCUCCACUGGCGUCCCCGAGCCAAAGCCCGGGAAUUGUUGGAGGAGGCCUGCGGGAUGAGGGUGCUCCGGUGCAGACCAAGCAAAAGAAGCUUUCCAGACACGGAAUUCCGGUUCCAAACAUGCCCGCGGGAGUAGUCAAGAAGCUGGCCACUCGCUUCGCGCAUACAAAAGGUGGAUCAAAAGCGAAGAUCAACAAGGCUGCAAUGGCUGCAAUCGAACAGGCGUCUUCAUGGUACUUCGAACAGGUCAGCCAGGAUUUGGCUGCUUAUUCAAAGCACGCUGGACGCAAAACUAUUGACGAGAGCGACGUCUCAACGCUCAUGAGAAGGCAACGGCACAUCAACAGUACGACAACAAUGUUUUCCCUGGCUCAGAAGCAUUUGCCCAAGGAGCUUCAGCAGGAUAUGAGACUGGCUAUGCCUCCGUGA
Penicillium maclennaniae is the source of this 1344-nucleotide messenger RNA. RefSeq lists its product as uncharacterized. Bases 1 to 1344 code for a protein of 447 amino acids. Gene Ontology annotation, biological process: replication fork processing; resolution of meiotic recombination intermediates. The transcript is spliced from 5 exons. Lineage: Eukaryota; Fungi; Ascomycota; Eurotiomycetes; Eurotiales; Aspergillaceae. Gene Ontology annotation, cellular component: FANCM-MHF complex; Fanconi anaemia nuclear complex. The record is from RefSeq and is a predicted model, not a curated record. Gene Ontology annotation, molecular function: protein heterodimerization activity; chromatin binding.